UGUGUCGUCACUUCCGCUGGCGCCAGAAAUGUCUCGAGCCCUUCUGGUGCCUUUCUUCCUCGGGAAGUGGGAGAAGCAGUAGGAGCCUGAUUCCCUCCUGUCGCUUGGGACAGAACACUCCCGCAGAGGCAAAGGGGGCGCCAGCGGCGAGACAGAGCUCCUGUUCUCCCCGACGCCGCAUUGGUACAGUCCAGCAAUGGUCCGUAAUGGCAAAAAUGGGGGUCUCCAUCUGAAGCAGAUCUCAUAUUACAAACAAACAGGUGGAUAUCAUCCCACAACAUUAGCAAGUGAAAGGAGUGGAAUAAGGAGAGCUGCCAAAAAGUUUGUCUUCAAAGAUAAUAAGCUAUUCUAUGUGGGAAAAGAUAAGAGGCAAAUGCGCUUGGUAAUUCUUUCCAAUGAAGAAAAGCGAAAUAUUUUAGAAAAUUGUCAUGAAAAACAUGAAGGUGGACAUCAUGGCAUAUCAAGGACACUGACCCUGGUGGAAUCUCAAUAUUAUUGGACCUCCAUAACCAGCGAUGUUAAACAGUGGGUAUCUGCUUGUCAACACUGCCUGUUAGCAAGGAAUACACCUAUUGCAGUCUCCAAAUUUCACACUGUUAAGUCAGAGGAUCCUUGGACUGUACUUAUUGUAGACCUAUUGGGGCCUUUUAAAGCCACCAGUAAAAAUAAUAUGUAUGUCAUCCUUCUGACAGAUGUCUUCACUAAGUGGGCUGUGGCUUUACCACUGCUUGAGCUUUCAUCAGCUGAAGUGGCCAAAGCAAUUGUCAGUGUAUCAUUGUGUUAUGGCCCACCUCAGAAGAUUGCUAUAGAUCAGAGAGAAGGGUUUGUUCAACAGAUCAACUGUGAGCUGCUUGACCACCUUGGGACAAAGGAAUUAUUAAUACCGUAUCCUCAAACUGGCUGUAAAAAUGAAAUUGGCAAGACUAUCAGAUCUUUCCUUCUGAGAUACUGUGCAGAGAACAGCAAAGACUGGGAUGACCACUUGCAAGCUAUUGCUUAUGCAUUCAACUUGAUUCCUUCAGAAGAUAACCAGAGCACACCAUAUUUUGAAAUGUUUAAACGGAAUCCAUGUAUGCCUUUCAGUGAGAUUCAGGAAGGAAGGAAGGACUGUAUCUUUGGCAGAAUUGUUACUGCUAUAAAACAAGUCAAGAAAACAGUGCAGGAAAUUACAGCUACUAAUUGCCUGGAUCUGAAGAAAAUACAUAUAGAAGAUCAGAAUGUGAACAAGGGCUCUGUUAGGAAGAAGCCAAAGCAUCUAAAACCACCUCUUCUUAAAGUGGGUCAUGAAGUUUUUCGACAAAGGAAAAACUGGUGGAAAGAUGGCCGUUUUCAGUCUAAAUGGGUUGGCCCUUGUAUUAUAGACUACAUCACGGACAAUGGCUGUGCAAUAUUAAGAGAUGCUGCAGGCUCAAAGUUGAAAAGACCUAUUAAAAUAUCUCACCUGAAACCUUAUGUAAGAGGAUCAUACAAACAAGAUAACUGUCCAGUUUGGCCAAGUGCAGUAGCAGCCGACCAUGACUAUGCUGGUUCAGCUGAAACAGCCAUAGAGCAGAGCUCCAAAGUUGUAUGCUCUCCCAAAGGAUUUCCUCCUCUUGUUCCUGCUGAUGCCUUGCUGGACAAGGACCUUGUAUUAUCAGAAUGUGAACAUGAUGCACAGCCAGAAUGUACAAAACCAGAUUCCAUCGAACCAGCUAUUGUGAACACAGACCAUUGGUCUGCAACUUACUGGACUCUCCAAAAUAAGUCUAGGACUACUUGAAUUAAGUACAGUAUGAUUUGAUUUCCGUACAAAAUACUUCAACAUACUCUUUGUUACAUUUGCCAAGAACUAAAUGUUGGAUACUUCUGGAUUUGCCUAGAUGACUCCCCAUAAAAGCUAUGUUUACAUGUGGUGUAGCUUCCUUCCCCUCUCUCCCUUCAGAUCAGCCAAGAGACUUAGUGUUCACAAUUUCAUUUUUGCUAACACUGGACGAGUUAUUUCCAGUUAUAUUUCAACCAGAUUAAUGGUCCCAUUGUUAACUAUUUUUAACAACAAAAAGCAAUUAUUAAUGAUUCUGGCUCAAAGCCAGUUUCAGGAAAAUGUCUCUUCCCCCAUUCCCCCUUUUCUAGUUGAGGACCUCAUUCCCUCAGUAAUAAUUUCAAUAUGAAAAUACCUAAACUAUACAACUUUGACACCUAAAAGUAAAAUAAAUCAAGUUCCUGUUAACAGCUCAAGCAUUUGCCAUUAAAAGAAUAUGCAAAACUUCACCAACUUCUGUAAUUUAUAUUUCAAUUGUCUUUAGACCAAUCUGUUGUUUAUUGUGUGGGUUCUGCCACCUGGUGGAGUAUUUAAAAAACUCCAGAGGAUGCAAUGAAAGACAUGUGUUCAAAUAAUAGUCUGGUUUAUAUUAAGUCCUAAAUAUAAGUGGCAAAUCCUUUCAAGCUACACUUUGUCCAGUUGGUUGGUGUUGCAUGUUUAUUUCUUCCGCCAUACAAAAAAUACAUUUUUACACAUAAAAAGUAAAUGAAAAUAGAAAAGUUCUGGCCAGUUGUUCCACAUAAUGUUAUUUCCCUCCUUGAGUUGGGUACAGAUGUGUAUUCAGUGAUGAGCAUAUAACAAGGCUGCAACACUGCAAGUAGUUUGUCCUUCUCUGGGAUGCCUUACAGGUUUCAUCCCUCUGUGUUAGAGGAGAGAAUUACAUGGACAAAGGUAACUGUUGCAUGAAUUCUAAUAAUCCAUGUGUAGAGUUGGAAAAUUUUCUAAGGAAAAUUUAUUUUGCUCAGAAAUAAAUUAUAUUUUGACAGUAUCUUAAAAAUACUUUCUUUGCUAAAUAACAAUACAUAACUGAAAGCCAGAAUUGUGUAGUAGUUUGAGAGUUGGGCUAGGAUUCUGUUUGGCCAUGGAAACGUGGUGAUGUUGGGCAAGUCAUAUUCUUUCAGCCUCAAACAAAAGCAAUUGGAAACCUCUUCUGAAUAAGUCUUGACAAGAAAAUCCCACAAUAGGAAGCCAGACUUGGCCUUGGCAGUCCACGUGUUGGUUGCAUUUAGAAUAGACUACUGCAAGAACUGUUUUUGUGAUUGCCUUUGAAGACUGUUCAGAAGCUUCAAAUUGUUCAGCGGGUGACAGCCAGACUGCUCACUAGAGUGGUGUACAGAGGGAGGACAUCCCUCUUGAUGCGUCAGAUCCAUUGGCUGCCAGUCUUCUACUGAGCACAAUUCAACGUGCUUAUAAAGCGAUAAACGAUUCCAGCCCAGCUUACCUGCCUGAAAGUAUCUCCCUCUAUGGUAUACCUCGGAGGUUAAGAUCAUCAGGGGAGGCCCUGCUCUCAGUCCUACCCCCCUCAGAAGCACGAUUGGUGUGGACAAGAGACAGGGCCUUCUCAGUGGUGGUCCCUUGUCUAUGAAACUCCCCCCCCCAGUGAAAUUAGAUUGUCCCCCUCCCUCCUGACCUUCAGAAAAAACUAAAAACUUGGCUUUGGGGUCAUGCUUUUGAUCAAUAAUGGGAGCAAGGUAAUAAGAGAUUAUAAAUUAAUUUUAAUGAUGACCUGGACUGGCCUUGGAAUAUGACCUGGACUAUGUGGUUUUAAUUGUUGUUUUAAUGUUAUGUUUUAAUUGGAUGGUUUUAAUGUUUUGUUUAUCCAUUGAUAUAUGUAAAAAUGCGGCAUUGAAUUCUUGCUUUUGUAAAGCUGCCUUGAGUCCCAUUCGGGGUUGAGAAAGGCGGGUAACAAGUAUGGUAAAUAAAUAAAUAAAUAA
This is a messenger RNA of Anolis sagrei ordinatus, 3732 nucleotides long. It is a transcript of the gene GIN1, whose product is annotated as gypsy retrotransposon integrase 1. Gene Ontology annotation, molecular function: nucleic acid binding. Gene Ontology annotation, biological process: DNA integration. The record is from RefSeq and is a predicted model, not a curated record. Lineage: Eukaryota; Metazoa; Chordata; Lepidosauria; Squamata; Anolidae.